Molecule: messenger RNA, 804 nt
Organism: Thrips palmi
Lineage: Eukaryota; Metazoa; Arthropoda; Insecta; Thysanoptera; Thripidae
Exons: 7
Coding region: 1-804 (267 amino acids)
Source: RefSeq, a predicted model, not a curated record
AUGUCAUCGCGGCUGGAGGCGACGCCGCUGAGGGACGGGAAGCACGUCGCGGCCUCAAAAUGCAGCAGCUGCCCCGUGGCGUCUGUACAGAGGCAGCUGCAGAAGCUGGAAAUAACCAAGACCAAUGCGAUCGCCAUUGCCGGAGGUUCGCCCAGCGGCGCUUCGUCGUCUGACUCGGAUUCGAGCAGUGCCCUGGACAGCGCCCCAGGCCGGCCCUGCCAGUGGAGGCCCCGGCAGAAGCCCUGCCUCUGCGACCGCGGGGUCCUGGCGCGGUCGCGGCGCCUGGACGGCCAUGCCCACCAGUGCCUGGGCUUCGGGCAGCCGCUGGGGCAGCCGUCGCACCCCUACAGGCAGGACGUCGAGCACCGCGGCAGGUCCUUCAGCCUGGACCAGAUGUGGCGCAUCGAGCGCGAGAACCAGGACCUGCUGCGGCGGCUCCGCGCGUGCAGGAGGGUGACGCCCCCCAGUGUAGCCACGCCCAUCAAGAUCACGGCCUCCUCGGCCAUCAACCGCACUGCGCGCCAGAGGCAGAUAGACCGCGAGAACAUGGUCAUUCGUCGUCGGCUGCAGGACAUCGAGCAGUCCUCCUCCACGCUGGGCUUGGGCUUGAGUGCGGGCCUGAGGGAAGGCCGGCGAGGGGGCGUGCCGGGCGGGCCGGGCGGGCGCGCCUGGGUCUCUGUCCGAGGGGGCUCGGGGACGUCCAUGCGCGCCAGAGCGGCCGCCGCCACCGCCACCCCGGCUGCGGCUGGGGCGCAGACUCCACAGCGCCUCGCACCCCACGGCCACGGCCACGGCCGCGCCUGA